This is a messenger RNA of Plodia interpunctella (Indianmeal moth), 683 nucleotides long. RefSeq names its product mitochondrial ribosomal protein S23 (gene mRpS23). Lineage: Eukaryota; Metazoa; Arthropoda; Insecta; Lepidoptera; Pyralidae. The record is from RefSeq and is a predicted model, not a curated record. Gene Ontology annotation, cellular component: ribosome; mitochondrion. The transcript is spliced from 3 exons. Gene Ontology annotation, biological process: translation. Gene Ontology annotation, molecular function: structural constituent of ribosome. Bases 132 to 617 code for a protein of 161 amino acids.
UUGACAUUGACAUAACAUGUCUUUGAUAGAAAUUAUAACCUCAAAGGUUCUGAAUAGGUAGUCGAUUUGUUUUGUUUAAAUUUCAAUUUUACCUCUUCCAUUAAUUUUGCGUGUUUAGCAAUACAAUUACAAUGGCAAGUAGCAGACUAGAAAGAAUUGGAACUAUACUGACGAGGGUGGAAGGACUUCUAAAACAUGGAGGAAUGAAACCUGACGAUAGACCAUUGUGGUUCGACAUUUACAGGGCUUUCCCACCCAUAGCGGAACCCAAAUUCGCCAGGCCAAAACCAGACAUCAAACCCAUCAGACAAAUUCUCUAUAAAGAAGAUGUUAUUAGAGCGGAGUUUCACUCCAAAGGUUUUGGUACAGGAGCAGUGAACAUGCUCAGCUCAACUGGAGAGACACAAACAAAGCGGCUACUGCAACAGUAUGACAAGCUAAAAUCCGAAGGAAUACCUCAAGAUGAACUAAUAGAAAAAUCCGCGGCAACCGUCGAGACUGAAAGGCAAGACGCCAUCGCGGCUAAGUCGAGUAAGCUCGUCACAAAGAACCCAGAGUCGAUUACCUCCAAAGUACUUGCUGAAGCAGAUUUAAAAAAUAUCUUUAAAGAGAAAUAAACUAGCGUAAAUAUAUUAUUAGAUUGUACUUAGAUUUAUUAUAAUAAUUAUAGAAUGUUUCUGUCA